GUCAACAACAACUGAUUGCAAUGGCCAGAGCACUAGUUCGUGAUUCUAAACUAAUAAUAAUGGAUGAAGCUACUGCAAGUAUAGAUUUCAAAACUGAUCAUCUAAUACAGACCACAAUUAGAGAAGAGUUUAAGAACAGUACUGUUAUCACUAUUGCGCAUAGAUUACGUACUGUCAUGGAUUUUGAUAAAAUGCUGGUUAUGGAUGAUGGAAAUGUAGUGGAAUUCGAUAUUCCAUACUUAUUGAUGCAGAAGCCUAAUGGGUGGUUUAGAGGAAUGUGUGAAAAAAGUGGUGAAUUUACAGAAUUAAUGAAAAUUGCUAAGCAGAAAUAUGAGGAGAUAUCGUU
Messenger RNA from Racocetra fulgida, 346 nucleotides. The record is from the annotation of a GenBank genome assembly. NCBI's taxonomy places the organism in Eukaryota, Fungi, Glomeromycota, Glomeromycetes, Diversisporales, Gigasporaceae.